UGUGCAGCAUUGAUGCGUGCGGAGCCGGAGCGCGUAUUGGGGUGAACUAGUAACCUACUGACAACGAGUGGUUCUGGAUAUUUUUCAUGCAAUUGGCUCUGCAGCAUGCUUGAAACGAACUGCUUUUUAUCGUAACGGUAUAACAUCAUUUUUUUGCCUCUAUAUUUUUACACUGGAUUUGAUAUUGACCAUAUCUCCCCGGGACGUGUUCGAUGUAUUCAUGUGUGAGAUUGGAGGAAACGAAUUAGCAAAAGAAAGAUAAAAUACUUUGACAGAGAGAGAGAGUGAAACCUCUUAUCGGCUCGCCUGGAAAUUAAAAGGUAAUCGUAGUCUUCACUGAUAGCAUUAGGCCCAUAAGAUUCGUUCUGUCAACAGCAUCAUUGGUCUACAUUCGAUGACUGGACUUUGGCUAUUCACGGAUUUUCUCAAUGCGGAUUCCUUUUUUACGUUUCCAUCGGAUAUGUGGUCUGAUAUAAUUGCCCAUUGAAGAGGAAAAGUCAUUACAACGGAAAAGUCAUUACAACUUGAACAAAUCAUUCAUAUGCAUUUGUGGACGUAUGCGUAAAAUUCAGUGUGUCUAAAAUUCUCCUUAUGGUUGUUGAAUCGCAAUCAUGAUGCUGGGAAGAAUUGAACUGGAUCAUUUUUAGCCAAUAAUUUAAUCUUCAGUGGACAUUAUUUUGGGGGGUAAACCUGUUCAUUAGAAUUUUUCUCCCUUUUGAUUUUUUAAUUCAUUAUUUGCAUUGUUUUCCAGCCUGUAUCGAAAUGGUCGGUUUAUCAUGUCAGACGUUCCUAUAGUUGUAGCUUGAUUACAAACAGAGCAGAUUUAUAUGUUGUUCUGAGACCAUCAGUGUUCUGAGACCAUUCAGUAUGUUUUCUAAUAUCUAUCCUCAAGAUCUCACGCGUUGCAGCAGAUUGGAGAAUGUGGUUUCUCUCAGAAGAGUACAAUGAGGUAGAUGGACUUAAGACCAUAUAAUCAAGUUACAUGUAUACCAGAUAGGAUACCAGAUAGCCUUUUCUGUUAUCGAAACCUAUUCCAAGGAUAACUUUUCGAUGAGAUUCGCUAACUGGAAAAUGUCGCCAGUUAUCUCUGACAUGCAUAGGUGUGCGUGAUCAUACGAGGUCCCAAUUAAAUCUAAGGAAAAAUCAACAGGUACAAUGUACGCCAAGGAAAUGGAUUUUAUGCAAAUUCUUUGGAUAGUCCUUUUAUGCUGGACUGGGGCUGAUUCUGUUAUCAAUUUGAAAUACUCGAUAAACGAGGAGCAGAAGGCUGGGUAUAUCAUUGGAAACGUGACAAAGGACGCACAAACUCAAGGAUUUGCCAUUGCACCGCGUGCGCCGUACUUGCGGGUCAUCUCAAAUUCAGAGCCGCGAUGGGUGGAACUCAGCCCUGCUGGACUUCUCCUCACACAUCAGAAAAUAGACCGAGAUGUGGCUUGCCGACAGACGUCAAAGUGCACUGUCUCUCUGGAGGUGAUGUCAAACUCCAUGGAGAUCUGUGUGAUUAAAGUUGAAAUUGUGGAUUUGAACGAUAAUGCGCCCAGGUUCCCCACAAACCACAUUGACAUUGAAAUCUCAGAGAAUGCCUCCCCUGGUACCAGGUUUCCCCUAGAGGGGGCAAGCGAUCCGGACUCUGGGAUUUUCGGUGUGCAAUCAUAUUCGAUCACCCCGAAUGAGCUCUUCGGGUUGGAGAUUAAGACUAGGGGGGACGGGUCCAAGAUUGCCGAACUCGUAGUGCAAAAAUCGUUAGACAGGGAGACCCAGUCUCACUACUCAUACGAAAUCAGUGCAGAAGACGGCGGAGACCCCCCAAAGAUUGGCGCAGUUCAGCUCAAUAUCAAAGUAAUGGAUUCGAAUGAUAAUAAUCCCGUUUUUGACCAGCCUGUGUAUACAGUGAAUGUGAUGGAGAAUUCUCCUAUUAAUACACUUGUAAUUGAUUUGAAUGCAACGGAUCCUGACGAGGGAACUAAUGGUGAGGUUGUAUACUCGUUUAACAGUUACGUCACCGAGAAAACUAGAAAUGUAUUUAAAAUCGACCCUAGAACCGGUAUUAUCACUGUAAAUGGCCCGUUGGAUUAUGAAGCAACCCAUAUUUACGAGAUUGAUGUCCAAGCCAAAGAUUUAGGUCCAAAUUCUAUUCCGGCUCAUUGUAAAGUCACGGUCAAUGUGAUGGAUGCGAAUGAUAACCCACCUGUCAUUAGUUUAUUGUCGGUGAACACAGAGCUGAUUGCAGUUAGUGAGAACGCGCCACGUGGAUACGUUAUUGCAUUAGUAAGGGUCUCAGAUAAGGACGCUGGCGCGAAUGGCAAGGUGCAGUGUAGACUACAAGGCAACGUCCCUUUCAGGCUCCAGGAAUACGAGAGCUUCUCAACCAUCCUUGUCGAUGGCAGGCUAGACAGAGAACAGAGGGACACGUACAAUCUAACUAUCCAAGCAGAGGACAGUGGCACCCCCCCUUUACGUGCCACUAAGUCGUUUGUAGUGAAAGUCACAGAUGAAAAUGAUAACCCUCCCCACUUCCUAAAACCCCAUUACCAAGAGAUGGUCCUAGAAAAUAACCUGCCCGGCUCAUGUUUGCUGGCAGUGUCUGCUGUAGAUCCCGAUUUGGGCAUGAAUGGCACCGUUUCAUACACCAUCGUUCCCAGUGAGAUUAAACACAUGGACGUAAACACAUAUGUCAGUAUAAAUCCUUCAGGACGUAUUUACUCCAUGAGAUCAUUCGACCAUGAGUACACUAGGACUUUUGACUUCAAAGUUUUGGCCAGGGACCAAGGGAAUCCGUCCUUAUCCAGUAACGCGACGGUGCGCAUUGUCGUUUUGGAUGUGAAUGACAAUACACCUGUUAUGACUACUCCACCCCUGGUAAAUGGCACCGCGGAAGUAUCCAUUCCAAGGAACGCAGGGGUGGGUUACCUGGUGACCCAAGUCAAGGCCGACGACUACGACGAGGGGGAGAAUGGAAGGCUGACCUAUACCAUUUCGGAGGGAGACAGACCUUUCUUUGAGAUAGACCAGGUGAAUGGAGAGGUGCGGUCCACGAAGAUGUUCGGGGAGCAGGUCAAGUCGACCUACGAGAUCACAGUGGUGGCACGCGACCACGGGAAACCGUCCUUGUCGGCCUCUGCAUACAUUGUUGUCUACCUCUCACCGGACCUGAACGCCCAGGAAUCUAUUGGACCAGUAAACCUGUCAUUGAUUUUCAUCAUUGCCCUGGGCUCUAUUGCAGCUAUCCUGUUUGUCACUAUGAUUUUUGUGGCAGUCAAGUGCAAAAGGGAUAACAAGGAGAUCCGAACGUACAACUGCAGUUUCUUCUACUUGCGCAGGGUGGCGGAGUACUCGUAUGGCAGCCAGAAGAAGUCGAGCAAGAAGAAGCUGAGCAAGAACGACAUCCGCCUCGUGCCGCGCGACGUGGAGGAGACGGACAAGAUGAACGUGGUGAGUUGCUCGUCUCUCACCUCCUCGCUCAACUACUUCGACUACCACCAGCAGAGCCUGCCGCUGGGCUGCAGGCGCUCCGAGAGCACCUUCCUCAACGUGGAGAACCAGAACUCGCGCAAUGCCGCGCCCAACCACGGUGGCUAUCAGCAGCAUCCCUUCGCCAGCGGGCAGGGUCCCCAGCAGCCUGACCUCAUCAUCAACGGCAUGCCGCUGCCAGAGACGGAGAACUAUAUCGACUCCAGCUACGUAAACAGCCGAGCACACCUUAUCAAAAGCACAUCGACAUUCAAGGACCUGGAGGGCAAUAGUCUGAAGGACAGUGGACACGAGGAGAGCGACCAGACGGACAGUGAGCACGACGUCCAGAGAGGCCACUACAUAGACACGGCUGUCAACGAUGUGCUCAAUAUGACCGUGCCCCCCAACGUCUGCCAGCUGCCUGACCAAGGUAGGAGAAAAGACCCCAGCGAAGGCUUCCACUGCCAGGAAGAGUGUCGUAUCCUGGGCCAUUCGGACCGCUGCUGGAUGCCCCGUGUGCCUGGUCCAGCCCGCGGCAAGUCGCCUGAGCAUGGCCACCCACGUAACAACGUCAUUGCCCUGUCUAUUGAGGCCACCACCGUAGAUGUGCCCCACUACGAGGACUGUGGCACCGGCACCAUCAAAAGGACUUUUGCCACCUUCGGCAAGGAUGGCCCAGAAGACCCCGAGCGGGGUGAGCUAAAGGGCAACAAGCGGACAAUGAUGGAGUCUCAGGUGUGCAGCCCCAAGGCCAACGGCGGCGCCGUGCGCGAGGCGGGCAACGGGCGCGAAGCAGCCAGUCCCAUCACCUCCCCUGUGCACCUGAAGAGCCCGCUGGCCAAGGUGCCAUCCGGCUACAACACGCUCAGGUGCCGUGGCGCCGAGCGCAUUGCCAACCACAGCAUGCUGCGGCAGCCCGAGGGGAAGGACAGCGAGCCGGCCGUCCGGGAGAUCAACACUCUCCUCCACGACGGCAGCCAUCUUGAGAAGGAGUCUCCCAGCAGCAAGCGCCUGAAGGACAUUGUGCUCUAACGGGCCUCAGGGGAGCCUACUCACACACACAUACACACACACACACACACACACACACACACACACACACACACACACACACAGUGUAAACAAACACAUAUAUAUAUAUAUAUAUAUAUAUACACACACACAUACUCCGCCAUAGCUGUGUGUACGCAGGUGAAAGUCAAGCCGAUGAACGAAAGAAAGAGAGAGAAAGACACAACUUGAGCGUAGUAUACAGUAUUAAGGACAAAGCCCAGAUGUGAAAUAUUACUGGAAAAUGCUGAGCUUCAUGUUGUGUUCCUCCAGAAAAGUGAAGGCCGUGGAUGUGGCUUUGUUGUAGUCGCAGUACUUUUCUUGUUUGGUUUUCCGUUCGUUUUCUGCAGCCAGUGGACAGGCAGGUUGCUGUUGACUGUGUGACUUGCCCCUUCGGCCGGAUUCUGCCUCUCCCCUGUUCACAUUUAGGACCUGACACCUACGGUGACGGAUAAAAAAAAAGUACAGAACUUUAUGCCUUUUGACUGUUUUUGCGUCACUAACUGAGAUUGCCUUCUUUGGUUUUGUCUCGGCUGCCAAAUUGACUCCUCGUUUCCUUUGUAAAGCUCCCCACAGUGCAACAGACGGAGACAGACAGACAUGCACAUGAUUCUUCUUCUGUGAACCAUUGCCUCUAUGUGCAUCUUGAACAGUGGUCCGCAGUGAAGACGGAGGAGGGAAGGAACACAUUCCCAGUCUCAUUUUCUUCUCGGUCUGAUAAGAGAAGUAUUCUCUGUAUACACCCCCCCCCACUGGAGGACAUCCCAGUGUCACCAGACUGUGAGGUCUGCACAGUAUUUAUGCUUUAUCACUGAUGGAGCUUAAUGAACUCUUGCUAUCUGUCCAGGCACUCCCAACACUGGGAAGUGGGACAGACUUUCGACUGAGCUAUGAGGAAGAUAAAAAAAAUACUUAUUGCUUUUGAAAUCUCCUGUGCCCAUUCUUGAUUGUAGCCAGUGGAGCACAAUUAGAACUUUGUGCUCUGGUCUUGUACUUUUUCUGACUUUUGACUAUGGGGCUAGGAUAGAAGGGAUCGUCACUCACGUCUUGCUAUGUGAAACUCUGUAUAGGGUUUACUAUUAUCAUUUUUAAUAACCUGUUGUUAUGUGACAAUCCCUUUAAUGUUUUGUUUCAAGAGUAAAAAAUAAUAAAAUAUACAUUGGUGUUCAACUGAAGCUACAGUAGCGUUGUUACACAAACAAAAACAAAAAAACAUAUGCCAAAAUAUAUUUUAUAAAUAAUUUAAAAAUGUAUAAUGAGAAUAUUUAAUUCCGUGUAGUUAUUUUAUCAGUAAGUUAUACUUGAAAUUAACUGGCUUUUGUUUAUUUGGCAUUUUUUUAAUGAUUAUGAUUAUUUUUCAAAAUGAACUUGGUUUUUUGUUUUUGUUUACUGUGUUACCCCUGGCAACUGUUGACUUGCAGUCUACCUUGUUGUAAAGAGUUUCUUAUUGGUCAGUUCUUGUGCCAUCAAGUUUCUGUGUGGACAAAUAGAAAAUGUAAAAAUACAAAAAAAUAUUGCAAUUUCAGCACCAAUAGUAGUGUGUCAGUUCAAUGAGCUUAGAGUGAGAUAGCAAAAUAAACCAAAAAAGAAGCAAACAAAACCGUAAAGAUUGCUUAAUCUUAAUAUUUAAGUAAGAAGAAGAUGGUUAAGCUAGUUUUUUAAGCUAGUGAGAUAAUUCCACCUAUUUCUGUGUGUCUGUUUUUGGACUAAGGUUUCCUGUUAGUUCCUCACCUCAGAACUGGCCUUAGUGAUAUGAACCAGAGAAUAGGCCCUGUCAACACUUCAAGUAAGAGACUAAAGGUGAAGGUAUGCAGACAAGCUUUGCUCAACUGCUGUGCCAUCAUGUAUCAUCUCCUUUGAAUUGAGUCUGAAAAUAUAUUUAAGAACAGCAAGACAAACUUUCAGUCAUGACCAAACAGAUUUGGUGGAAUCGUGUGUUUAAAGGAAAUUAAGUUCUUCGAAGAACCAUCUUACAAAUCAGCAAUGCGGUUUUCAGUUGCUUUACAGUUAAACUAUGUACAACAUGGAAAAUUGUAAAUGAAAAAAGGACAAAAUUACAUACAAUGAAAUAGAUCUUGUAGCUGAAUGUUUUUGCUGGUCUCACCCAUGGCUUUUGGCAACAUGAACAUCGGAAUAAUCACUGAAUGUAUACAGCAGCUUAUUAUUAAACUAUUAAAUGUU
Messenger RNA from Oncorhynchus tshawytscha (Chinook salmon), 6684 nucleotides. It is a transcript of the gene pcdh19, whose product is annotated as protocadherin 19. Gene Ontology annotation, cellular component: plasma membrane. Gene Ontology annotation, molecular function: calcium ion binding. Bases 1156 to 4485 code for a protein of 1109 amino acids. The record is from RefSeq and is a predicted model, not a curated record. The transcript is spliced from 5 exons. NCBI's taxonomy places the organism in Eukaryota, Metazoa, Chordata, Actinopteri, Salmoniformes, Salmonidae. Gene Ontology annotation, biological process: homophilic cell-cell adhesion.